AUGACGGUUUUCCUAACAGGCAAUCACAUGAGACAGCUCAAGAUAGUCAGCCUUGGGCCCUCAGCCCCCACCACUAGCGACACCCUUCCAAGAUGGCAGCGAACAGUAGCAACACGGUUAGCAAACCCAGCAACAUUAUCGGGGGGAAACAAUCAGGGCCGUCGGCCGAGCAGGUAGGCCUAUAUAACGAGGCUUUUUGCAACUUUGUUCAAUCCAAUGUUGUGGCUGCAUUCCAGAGGAUGCGCUCAGAACAGCGCAGCAUGGCCUCCAAGGCUGCAGAGCUGGAGAUGGAGAUCAACGAGCACAGCCUAGUCAUCGAGACCCUAAAAGAUGUGGAUCCAACCAGGAAGUGCUUCCGACUGGUGGGCGGGGUGCUCGUGGAGAGGACGGUUAAGGAAGUCUUACCAGCUCUGGGAAGCAAUAAAGAACAGAUAUCAAAGAUUGUAGAGUCCCUCAACACACAGAUGCAGACAAAAGGCCGGGAGCUCACGGAGUAUCGGGAAAAAUACAAUAUCCGAUUGGUGGGAGAAGGAGAGGAAGGACAGGGCAAAUCGGCAGCUACCUCCAAUGGGGGCGGGUCUAAAGGCGGUGCCGGCGUUCUAGUUUCAUAGCUUUGUGUGUAGAGACUUUAGUACGAUAGGAAAUUGUGCGGAAUGCCAUCGAGCAUCGAGUCAGCACAGAUCCUGGAAAGCAUUUCAAAGGCAGAGUUUGACGUGUGUCUUGCAUGAAAUAAAUUAUAUAAUAAACCAAUGUCACAAGGGCCAGAUUAUCCAGAACAUUCAAUUCAGAUCAAUGUGAUCCCUUUUCACCUACAGUUCAACAAAACUUAAACCAACAUUUCACUUACACUCUGGUUUAAUUACAAGCCUUUCGCCUUUUACUCGAGACAGUGUUUCAUCAAAAUCUUACGGGAUAAUUGUUGUAAAAGACAUGCCUUCUUGAUGACCAUAUAUUGAUUUUAAGUUUAUUUAUACUCUAUUGUCAGUCAUAUUUCAAUGUAUAUUAUGAUCCUGUUGUUGGGGGCUCUGUUUUUGAGAGGUUUGUCUCUGGCAUGCUGUAAAAUAAUGCUUGCAAAAGGAAUGACAAUCUGAUUGGUAAAACACUAUUCAUAACAACA
Messenger RNA from Salvelinus sp. IW2-2015, 1117 nucleotides. RefSeq names its product prefoldin subunit 2. Gene Ontology annotation, cellular component: prefoldin complex; cytoplasm. Gene Ontology annotation, molecular function: protein folding chaperone. Lineage: Eukaryota; Metazoa; Chordata; Actinopteri; Salmoniformes; Salmonidae. The record is from RefSeq and is a predicted model, not a curated record. Gene Ontology annotation, biological process: protein folding.